Messenger RNA from Mesocestoides corti, 2289 nucleotides. The record is from the annotation of a GenBank genome assembly. NCBI's taxonomy places the organism in Eukaryota, Metazoa, Platyhelminthes, Cestoda, Cyclophyllidea, Mesocestoididae.
AUGAUUAUGCACAUUUUAGUAUUCUCCUCUUGCCACAUUCACCGAAUUGAUUCUUUUUCUAGUUAUCGCACGUUGUCGCACCUCCUCAACUCGAAAUUCCUUCAUUCCGCCAUCCGGGAGCAGGGCGGUGCUUACGGCGGUGGGAGCGGGGUGUCUCCAGGGCGCUUCGCCUUUUACUCCUACAGAGAUCCAUCUGCAGAUGCAACUCUGAAGCUAUUCGAGGAGUCGCUCGACUUCGCCCUCACGAACGACUUCACUGAACAGGCGCUAACGGAGGCCAAGCUGUCGGUGUUCCAAGAGUUGGACUGUCCUGUUUCCGCGGGCGCGCGUGGUCUGCAGGCCUUUUUGACGGGCAUCGACGACGAGAAACGCCAGGCGCACAGAGAGCUUCUCUUCGCUGUAGAUGAGGCAGCCGUUAAAAAGGCGGCCCAACAGCUAAAGCGCCAAUUGGAGCAGUCGGUUCAACUUGGUCGAGCUGUGCUCGGUCCGAAGGAGACUUCGAAGUGGAAGCAGACGAGUGACUGGAGUGUGCUUGACUUGUUGCAAAAACGCAUAAGGUCGACCUAUGAACACGUUUAUCGGGAGUUAUUUUGCAGAGGCGAGGGGAGCGACAUCACGGUGUCGGCCUUGGGUCGAGAUUGGGCCCUGCACCGGAUUUACAUCAAACAAUCACCAUUUUUUGCUGCCAUGCUUGAAGGCGGUUGGAAGGAAAGCGAAAGCAAUCGCAUUAUUCUGGAGUUAUCCGACGAAAACAUCACUCACGAAGCUCUGCAUGUGGUUUUUGGGUCAUUCUACCUGGACAGUGUAACGCUUUCUGAUCAGGUAUACCAUUUUUUUGCCCUUUACACUAAGACUGUAUUAAGUAUUCUAGCUGCUGCUACCUGGUUCCACCUUGAGGAUAUUCGGCGUUUGUGCAGUGAUUUUCUUCGACGUACUGUCAGACUGGACACACUGAUUGACUUGUACACAAUUGCUGGCAAGUACAACCUGCCUGAACUCUCUCAGACAUGUGUUAACUGGUUAUCUCAAAAGCUGCUUGUCCUUCCUGAUACCCCUGUGUUCUUCUCUUUGCUGAAACGAAUCCCGAUCCCACUAAUGCACUCCGUGGUGCGUCACCCCAAAUUAGUCGUAAUUCAACUAGAACAGGAUGUCUUCAUCUGCCUCCUCAAAGUAAGUCGACUCGUCUUGGUCAUUUGCUUCUCCCUUCUCCUAUUGGUCCCCACAACUUCACGCAAUUUUUGGCUCUACCUGCAACACCACCCAGACAAGGAGUACUGUCCCGCAGCGCAGCUACUCAAAGAAGCCUACCAGUACUACACCACAACUGAGGCGGGUUUUCUGGAAUCUCCGGACGGCGCUGCCUACGCGGCGGUGUUCCGCGGUGUUCGGUGGGAGCACGUGGUGUCCAUUUACAAAGCGACUCAACGAAUAGUGCAGGAUCGCAUCGUCCCUCGAGUCUGGCUCUUGGAGGCCUUCCAACGCCAGUGGAUGCAGCUCCUUCUUAGCCACGAGGCACAGUGUUCGACCUCCUCAACCCACCACCACCACCAUCAUGCAGGAACUCUCAGGUCGACCGCCGCCAACGCCACUUUCCUGGCAGCCUACCUCUCACCUCGUCUGAACGGCGACGCAGCCAGGCAUCAACAAACGUCAGCGUCUUCGGAUGGUCGCGAACUCCCCGGUCCUCCCUCGGAUCUUCCAGACUCGCUGUUUUGGCGUCAUUCGGAGCGGUUCGGACGCUGGAUGAGCAGUGGCGAGCACACUUGCAGCUGGCGGUGGACCGGCUAUCACUUCGGUGUGGAUAUCCUUAUCAAGUACAGACGAAGGUGGGUUACUUGCGUUGCACCCACCUCGGGCGCCAAGGCCUUCCACGUGAUCCGCUUGACAGACGCUGCCAGCGCCGAGGGCUCGGUUUGUCGCGCGCGUGAACACAGGCUGAAGAUAAGCAUGUCCGUGCUCUCCGCUCCGUCCGAGGAGACCGCCACGCCAACAGCCGACGCCGCAGCCAACUCCGACGCAAGCGCGACCGACUCGAGUGCGUCUGAGGACGCCAGCAGUGUCGGCUGUCUGGGCGACGACUGGGAGGUUUGUGGGUGGCCGGGGGGCAGUCGUGUGUGCUUCUCCGGCCUGAAGACCUUUGACAUGUUGGAGAACGCGUCCUACGAGGUCGUGCGUCUGCCUGACGACUUUGCCUUCCCCGCUGUUGUAUCGGCCAACAUUCUGCGCUACGAUCCCGUCCAGAUGCUCUCUGGACUGGUGGAUGACGACGCCGGGGCACCAGCUCUAUAA